AUGAAGCGUCGCUUCCGAGUUGCCCAGCUAUCGAACCACAAUGUCGAUGAACUUAUCAUUGAUUACUGCCAGUGCUUUGGGCGGCGCUACCGCGUUUAUUGGCCCUCAUUAUUACGAGAUGCAGAGUACUUUACUCUGGUGUUCUACCGCACCGUCCUGGACCAAAGCCUCUCUGUUAUUGGCAACGCCGAGCAUGUAAGUAUCGCUGAACCCUGGUUGACAUAUACAGCAUGGAAGAAGAUAUACGGCGACCUCAUCUGUGUUCGAUUGAUUGGACUGGAGUUUAUUGUCAUCAACUCAGAUAAAACUGCAUACACAAUAUUGGAUUAA
Molecule: messenger RNA, 330 nt
Organism: Suillus paluster
Lineage: Eukaryota; Fungi; Basidiomycota; Agaricomycetes; Boletales; Suillaceae
Exons: 2
Coding region: 1-330 (109 amino acids)
Molecular function (GO): heme binding; iron ion binding; monooxygenase activity
Source: RefSeq, a predicted model, not a curated record